Molecule: messenger RNA, 2151 nt
Organism: Eremomyces bilateralis CBS 781.70
Lineage: Eukaryota; Fungi; Ascomycota; Dothideomycetes; Eremomycetales; Eremomycetaceae
Product: cytochrome P450
Exons: 8
Coding region: 392-1987 (531 amino acids)
Molecular function (GO): iron ion binding; monooxygenase activity; heme binding
Source: RefSeq, a predicted model, not a curated record
GCCCGCUCGUAUCCUGCCGGCCGGCCGGCCGGCCCCAUCGGCUUGGACGGGCCCAAUGCUCUGAUUCUGUCCUAUCUACAACGUAAUAAUACACGCAGCAGCGGCAAGCAACUCCCCUAUCAGACUCCACUCUGCUCUGGCGGCCCGGACCGGGACGUGCACGCCGAUAGACCGAGAGGCGGCGAGAUGAUGGGCCUCAAUGGUCCCUACAUGUCGAUUUCAUGUCGACCUAGCCCCGAGAUCACGGAUAAUCGGAGGAAUCUGAAGGAGCGAGUAGCGAAUCAAUGUUAUCAUAUCUCUAAGUUCGCGGCUCUAUAGCAUCUACUUUCUGUCUCACUUCCGAGAUGCCUCCUCACAAACACUUUAACUGCACAAUUAGCGGUUCGACACCAUGGCUAUUACUUUGAGUAACGAUCAACUUCCCGCCUUUGCUCAAUCGCCUAUACGAGUGGGUGCAAUACUCCUCGUGCUAGGUGUUGUUCUUUACCAGAUCCUAAAGAGGUCUUUCAAGAGAUACCCAUGUCCCCUACCGCCGUCACCACCGGCAGAGCCGCUCUUGGGCCAUUUCCGAACAUUGCCCCCCGAGAAUGCGCACCUCAAGCACAUGGAAUAUGCCAAACGAUUCAAUUCGGACAUUGUUUACUUCAAUGUUUUGGGCAACCACACCAUUGUCUUGAAUAGCCAGAAGGUUGCCAAUGAAAUCCUCGACAAGCGAGGCGCCAACUAUCAGGACCGGCCUGGCUUCGUCCUCUUUGAUGUCAUGGGAUGGGGUCUCACCCUGACCUUUAUGCCGUAUGGCCCGCGCUUCAAGCUUCACCGCUCGGCGCUGCAGCAUGGCUUCACCAAGACGGCUAUCGUCAAUUAUCGGCCCAUCCAAGAAGACGAGGCGAGACAGGCCAUAGCCCGGAUUCUGAAGCGACCCACGGAGUGGGAUUUCUCUCUACGGAGGUUCGCAUCUGCCAUCGUCUUGCGCAUCGGGUUUGGCGUCACUGUGCGGUCUGACGAUGACCCGUACAUCAAGAUUGCCAUCGACGCAAACAUGGCGACGGCAAAGGGUGGAAACCCGGGAGCUGCCCUCGUUGACUACAUGCCCCCGUUCCGCUUCAUUCCCGAGUUUCUCAAUUUCUCGGGCACUCUACAGCACGCCCGAAAAUGGCGAUGGGCCAUCAAAAACCUCCAUGAUAUCCCCUUUGCAGCUAUUAAGAAGGAGUUUGACGAGGGAACUGCGAACCCAUCAUUUGCUUACUCACUCCUGAGCAAAUACACGCAAAAUGAGGAGAAGGGAAUCCCCAAUCAGCUUGAAAUGAAGGACAUCCAAGGAGCUUCCGGAUCCGUGUUCAUCGCUGGAUCAAACACCACUUUGGCCACGACAACCGUUGCCCUUCUCAACAUCAUGCGAAACCCUGAGGUAUUCAUGAAGGCGAGGGCGGAACUCGACCGCGUGGUUGGUGAAGACCGACUCCCAAGCCUGGCCGACCGCCCCAACCUGAGGUAUCUUGACUAUGUGGUUGAAGAGACCACUCGAUGGCGGCCGCUAUCACCUAUCGGUAUCCCGCAUAAGUCCCUGAAAGAUGACACCUACAAUGGGAUGUUCAUCCCGGCAGGAACAUUCGUCUACUACAACACGUACGCCAUGAGCCGCGACGAGAAUGUUUACAAGAACCCUGAAAUCUUCAACCCUGAUAGAUACACGCCAAAGGAAGAGGGCGGCGAUGGGGAGCCCUUCCUCGUCGGUCCAUUCGGAUUCGGCCGCAGGAUCUGUGUUGGACGGCAUCUCGCCCAGGCGUCCGUAUGGAUCGCUGUUGCAACUAUGAUUGCAACGACGGACAUCUCGAAGCCUGUAAGUCCAGACGGAAGGCCGAUUGAUCAGCCGAUCGUGUUUAGCACCGGGUUGUCGAGCCAUCCUGGAAAGUUUGAUGUCAAUUUCCAGCCGAGGUCUGAGAAAGCUACUAGGCUGCUUGCUCAGGCUGUCGGUGAUGCCCAAUGAGCUCAUGAUUUGGUGAUGUUGAUGCAGGGUAGGGAAUGAGAAGUGAAUCGGCGCUGGAGAAGUCAGAGAAUAUUCCUGCGACCGCCGGCCUUGGGUACAUGCUCAUAUAUUGGCAGAAAAGGUGUAAAUAAACAGUUGAAGUCAGUCGAUACGAAUAGAACGUG